Molecule: messenger RNA, 735 nt
Organism: Tetrahymena thermophila SB210
Lineage: Eukaryota; Ciliophora; Oligohymenophorea; Hymenostomatida; Tetrahymenidae
Product: transmembrane protein
Exons: 1
Source: RefSeq, a predicted model, not a curated record
AUGGCAUGUUUUAAAUACUAAGGGUAAAAAGUGGUUUUGAUAAAUAAUUUGUAAAAAAUUAAAUAAAUUUAAAAAAAUAUAUAUUAGUUUGCAAAUUAAGGUCUACUAAAUAUCAGAUAGUUAACUAUAAAAAAGCAAAUAACUACCUCUAUAAAUACAUACAUACAUAAAGCAAGAAGAAAGAUGUGGAUUGUCGACUUAGUUUCUUAACCUUUAAACUGGAGAAUUUACUAGGGUUUAUUUAAAGGAAAAUGUCUUGAGGAUGAAAUGGCCUUCGCCAACUAUUACCACUUAGAGAAUACUAACAGAGUACUUCAUUUAUUUUGCUACAUUGCUACUUUCUCCCUUUUGACAGCUCAAAUGGAAGAUUAUUUAGGACUCAUAGGUUUAUACACCUGGUAUGCCUUUUUCACUUUGGUAUACUCUAAGAUUUCAAUUCCAAUCACCAUCUUCUAUCUUGGAUUAUCUCAUUUAAUUAAACCAUUCCUUUCUAAUGUUUUCCCUUUCUACUUUUUCCCCUUGGCUGUCUUCAUAUUCUAAGUUUUCUAGUUCUUAGGCCAUUACUACAUUGAAAAGAAAUUCCCUGCUUUCCGUGUGUUUGAAGCCACAGUAAUAACUCCUAUCACAAUAGCCUUAACAUUACUGAAUGAGAUAAUGCCUUUCCAAAGAGAGAUGGUUAAAGAAAUAGUUAAAUACACUGAAUUAUGGAAGUAAAAGUUAGAAGCUGAAUAAUGA